AUGGCUUUCGACGCUCUCUCACGUGGUCAAUAUCCAUCAGAGUUAUUACAUAAUCAAUUGUGGUUCAACGGUCCAUUUUGGUUACAAAAAGAAAAUAGUGAAUGGCCAGAGAAAACAAAUGAAGAAGAUUUGUCAGAUCUACCAGGCUUGCGCAGCGAUAAAUGUUUGAUCACGCAAAACGACAGCAGUAUAAAUAUCGGAACAGAAGAGAAAAAUGCAACAGAACGGAAGAUCAUUAAAAUUAUACAAGGUGACUGUUUUGGAGAAGAAAUAGAAAAUUUAUUAAAAUGCAAGCAAAUCAAGCGCUCUCGACUCGCAGCAUUGAAUCCGUUUAUCGACGAGUACGGAUUAUUACGUGUAGGAGGAAGACUACAGAACGCAACAAUCGAGGAAGAGCAUAGGCAUCCUAUAUUAUUACCAUCUUAUCAUCAUGUAACGGAUAUAAUCAUACGUAAUUAUCACCUUCGACUUCAUCAUGCGGGUAUUCAAACCACGUUGACCAAUAUUCGUCACCGGUUCUGGUUACUUGAUGGGAAGAAUCAAGUACGGAAGAUCAUUCGCCGAUGUGUGACAUGCAUUCGUCAUCACCCUGUGCCCAUUCAAGGUAAAAUGGGUAAUUUACCUUCAUCAAGAGUGCGAGAAGCAUAUGCUUUUGAGCAUACUGGAGUCGAUUACUUUGGACCUAUUUUCAUGAAGGAGAAAAAAUGUCGUAAUCGAACUCGAGUGAAAGCCUAUGGAUGCGUAUUCAUUUGUAUGGCCACAAAGGCCGUUCACAUAGAAAUCGUUAGCGAUCUGACACCGGAUGGAUUUUUAGGAGCUCUUAGACGUUUUAUCGAGAAUAUCACCUGGCAUUUUAAUCCACCACUGUCUCCACAUUUCGGCGGCAUUUGGGAGGCCGCCGUAAAAUCAUUUAAACUACUUUCUUUUGAAGAAAUGAACACCUUUGCAAUUGAGAUCGAGGCUAUCCUCAAUUCUAGACCAUUAUGUUCAUUAUCUUCUGAUCCAAACGAUCCAUCGGCACUUACUCCUGCUCAUUUAUUAGUUGGGCGCCCUUUGACAACUUUACCAGAACAAAAUUUGGAAUCUGUACCUGAAAAUCGGCUGACAGUCUGGAAAUUCAUUUCUCGAGUUCGACAACACUUUUGGAGUCGAUGGCACCUGGAAUACCUAAGUGAGCUUCAAAAGCGCCAGAAGUGGCAUUCAAACUCUGGAGAAUUGAAACCAAAUGACGUCGUCAUUAUCAUCGACAAAAACAUCCCUUGCAUGCAGUGGAAACUAGGCAUCGUAGAGAAGGUCACACCACAUCGAAUCCAUCUAUUCAAUUUCAAUCGAUUUUAA
Messenger RNA from Trichogramma pretiosum, 1338 nucleotides. RefSeq lists its product as uncharacterized. The transcript is spliced from 4 exons. The record is from RefSeq and is a predicted model, not a curated record. Gene Ontology annotation, molecular function: nucleic acid binding. Bases 1 to 1338 code for a protein of 445 amino acids. NCBI's taxonomy places the organism in Eukaryota, Metazoa, Arthropoda, Insecta, Hymenoptera, Trichogrammatidae.